This is a messenger RNA of Vespula vulgaris, 1355 nucleotides long. Its product is annotated as RNA-binding protein pno1. The record is from RefSeq and is a predicted model, not a curated record. The transcript has 3 exons. Gene Ontology annotation, molecular function: RNA binding. The coding region runs from base 237 to 911 and encodes 224 amino acids. Lineage: Eukaryota; Metazoa; Arthropoda; Insecta; Hymenoptera; Vespidae. Gene Ontology annotation, cellular component: nucleolus.
AAACAUCGAAUAAUUUUUUGUUUGCGUCAUAAGGACUAGCAAAUCAACGUCGACAUUUUACAGAUUGUAAUGAAACAUGGUGACUGGGUAUCGGUUUAAAAGCACAUGGGUUGGUGUACAAAGUUGGUGUACAUCAAAUAUGUACUUUUUAGUUUAAAUUCAUUUGUAUAUAGUUUAGAAAGAUUAUAAUUUUAUGUUGACACACACAUAUAUAUAACAAAAAGAAAUACUUCAAAAUGGCAAACGCAGAUCAGAAAGGAAAGAAACGACAAGCCGAGGAUAAUGCUAUGGAGGUCGAAAUAAUAAAUGGUAUUGAAGGAAAGAUUAAAUCUGUAUCAUCUACAAAAAGAGCCAGAAAAGUACAACGUGGUGAAUUUCGAAAGAUACCUGUACCUGCGCAUAGAUAUACCCCACUCAAGGAUAAUUGGAUGAAGAUAUUUACUCCGAUUGUUGAACAUUUACAAUUACAGAUACGUUUCAAUUUGAAAACAAGAAAUGUAGAGAUUCGUAUUGCUCCUGAAACUGCAGAUAUUUCUAAUCUUCAAAAAGGUGCAGAUUUUGUAAAAGCUUUUAUAUAUGGCUUCGAAAUAGAAGAUGCAUUAGCUUUAUUACGUUUAGAUGAUUUAUUCAUAGAGACAUUUGAAGUUCAAGAUGUAAAACCAUUAAAAAGUGAUCAUUUAUCUAGAGCUAUAGGAAGAUUAGCAGGGAAAGGUGGAAGAACAAAAUUCACUAUAGAAAACGUAACAAAAACAAGAAUUGUUUUAGCUGAUAGUAAAAUUCAUAUUCUUGGUUCCUUCCAAAAUAUACAAUUGGCUCGCAGAGCUAUUUGUAAUUUAAUUUUAGGAAGUCCACCAUCUAAAGUUUAUGGUCAUUUAAGGAAUAUUGCUAGUAGAAUAUCAGAACGAUUGUAAUAUAAUAACAGGAAAUUUAUAGAAAGUUUUCUUCUUUGUAAUUAUAUACAUAUAAACAUAUUAGAUAUAAUUUUGUUAAUACUUUAAUUAUAUCAGUUAAUAUUGCAGAUAUCAAUUAUUUAAAUGUUUAUGAGAGAAUUAACCCAAAAUAAAUUUUUGAGUUCUAAUAAAUAUUAUAUUCAAUUUAGAGAAUUAUUCGAUAUUUGUAUUUGCGUGGUACUUUAUUAAUUACUAAUCUGCCAUCAUAACUCAAUGAAGCAAAUGUCCAAGGAUCAGCAGAGGACCAUUCCACUGCAUAUACACUAUCUUCGUGUUCUUCAUAUCUUUCAACAACUCCAUCUUCUAAUCUAAAAUAUUUAUAAUAAUAUUAUAAUGUUACAUACUACUAUAUAAGUUAAAAAUAUUGCUUAAUUAUUAAAUAUACUUACUUAUCUUUUUGACAUA